UUCUUAAGCCAUAUCUGCUCAAACACUAUCCAACUUCCAGGUUCGGAAAAAAAUAUAUACAUAUAACUGAUUUUUUUCAGGAUAAAUAUUAGUUGUUAUGAAUGAUUUAUGAAGAUUGUUGGUGAAUCUUGUUUAAUUUUGCGAUGUUUUGUUGUCGUAGGGUCAUCUAAGGAGGAACUAAGUGUGCAAUAUGGAGAUUUUGGAGAGAAACAAUUGCUAGUCGGCUAGCAUAGCUUAGUUUAGCUUAGCAUAAGCUAGUGUUAGCUUUGCUAGCGCGCUAAUAAUUCACUACGGACGAGCCGAUUAGGAAUUUGGACGAAAAGCCCGUCAGGCUGCAGGAUCUGCACCAAAACCUGCUAGCUUUUUUAUUUAGCUUCAGUGAAGCAGCAUAAUUGCACCAGCUACUAGCUGAGCGGCUAACUGUUUAUCUCCGAGAAUUAUUUGCCUCAGAAUGGAGGGAAUGUUAAAAGAGAAAAGAAGAGAAGAGAAGCUAAUUAACCAGAACUGACGGGAACAAUCUGGAAAGUCCAAUCGAUGUGGUUUUAUUUGGACAUUUACAUUAAUCAGUAAUGAGAUUUAUAUAAAUGUAAAUCUUUUGUAUAUUUGGAAAAUUAUUUACUUCAACAAAAAUUGGUACAUUUCCUGAAAUUAUUAGUUUAUAAUAUGCUCAAGAUUAUUAUUAAUAAUUAUUAACCAGAAGCUUGUAAAACUUCUCCACUUAGCAGUUUACAAUUUUACUGAUGUGCAGUUUAACACGUUUACCUUCCUAUUCUGUUCAAAAUGCAGAAAAAAAAUUUAAAAAGGAAAGUUUUUUUUUUUCUCCCCCAAGGCGCUUCAUGUCUCAGAGUUGGUUUGAAGAAGGACGUGUGUGUGUGUGUGUGAGAGAGAGAGAGAGAGGUUUACAAGAGUCUUCAGGCAUUUUUUGCAACCCGACCCUUGACCACCGAACACUUUAUUUAAAAAAAAAAAGGCUUUUUUUUUCUUCAAAUGUAUAAUUUAGGAUGUCGGCAAAAGAUGAGCAACACAGUGGACAAAAAUCUAAACACUUCUUCUUGAAGCAGCUUUAAAAAAAAAAAUACAGGAGGUUUGUGUCAUUUCUGCACCUGAGCUCCGAACGAUGUGUCAGGAACAAAUCAUCAUAAAUUGUGUUCUUAUUGGAAAAUAAUCCGUCCUGCAGUGUGCGAAUGCUCGAAUCUGAUUGGUCAGAAAGACAGGUUUCUGUUAUCAUUCAAAUACGGUACGUACCAGGACACAUACGGUGAAUGUCAUCUAAGAGAGAUUAAUAAACCUCAGAAAACGUGUUAUCAAAAAUAAAUUAAAUUCUGCUUAAUUAAAUUUAAAUUCUUCAACACGGAGGAGUUUACACUUUUGGGUUUCUUGGUAAAUUUAUAAGCUGCAUUUUUUUGUGUGAGAGAGAGACUGAUGAAAGAAGGACGAUUUAUUGCAGCGAUAAAGAAAAUGAGAACAGGAAGUAACCCUCUCGGACCACCCAUGACAUUAAAUCUGACUAUAAACUGUUAAAAUUUGUGAUGUCAUUUGUUAAUAAAUCAAACAUCACACUCGUUGGUAAAUUGCUGUGGAAUAAAACACACUGACUGGCAGUGAAACUGACCAAACUUUUGGUUUCUCUUUGUCUCGGCUUGUUGAUCCACAAUCAUUAAAAGUUUUUCCAUGUUUUUAUCUUCAUUUUCUUGACUUCUGUUGUUCUACAGAGUCGGGCUGGGCGAUAUGCAUGACAAAAAUAUAUCCCCAUUUUCGAAGACGUUUCAGCAGUACGCUUUGCAAAUAUGCUUAAGUUUUAUAAUAAUUAAGCAAAGAAAAAUACAAUUUCUCAUAAAUAUAAAAAAUACAACAGUAUUCUCUAUUUCAGUAAAGCAUAUUGUGAUUAUCAUGGUAAUGAUAUUAUAUCAUCCUAUCGCGCAGCCCUAACACUGAAGUCACCUGAUGUUGAGAGACUACCAGACGGAGAUGGAGGGUCAUCUGUUUGUUUUUAUUCGCUUUAUCUCCUACGCUAGUACAGAGGACAUUGUUCAUCACGCGAUUUGGGAACCCAUGUUUUCACUCACUGUGUAUUGUUCUAAUUUUCCUGCUUUUUUUCCCCCCUUCUUGUUCUUCUCCCUUCAGCAUGUGGAUGGUGGGCGAACAUGGAAGGAUCGUAUAGAAUGAGUGUGAGGGAGCUGUGCGAGACGGAUGAUUUGGCUACGAGUCUGGUGCUGGACCCGUUACUCGGGUUCAGCACCCAUAAGAUGAACAUAAGUCCUCUUCCAGAGAUCCGGCGGUGGAGCUACCUGAGGGAGACGCUGCUGCGUUUUAAGCGCACUCGGGACUUCCAGGCCACGUUCGAUGCCCUGCUGGAAGGCGAAUGGACGAGCGAGUACUUCCGAGACCUCGGCUCGCACCGGCAGGAGUUGCUGAGGCAACAUAUGUACCGCUAUCUCACUGCCUUCCUAUUGGACAGUGGAGUCCAGAUCGAGUCAUGUGACCGAUAUUCUUCAGAGAUCAAUGGAGCCAAAAUCACAGCAACCAGAAACUGGUUGGUGGGAGAGCGGGUGGAGGUGCUGCAGGGCUGUAUUGCUGAGCUGAGUCCCGCUGACAGCGCUGUGCUCAGGACCGGUGUGAACGAUUUCAGUGUGAUGUACUCGACGCGUAAGCAGUGUGCUCAGCUCUGGCUCGGCCCGGCUGCCUUCAUUAACCACGACUGCAGGCCGAAUUGUAAGUUUGUACCUGGGGAUAAGAACGGUGCGUGUGUGAAGGUUGUCCGUCCCAUCUCACCUGGGGAGGAGAUCACGUGUUACUAUGGCGACAGCUUUUUUGGGGAAGACAAUGAGAUGUGUGAAUGUUGCACCUGUGAGAGGAGAGGAAAAGGGUUCUUCCGGCACAGGCUGGCUGCACUACAGGAGUGGGAAGGCCCGAACGAUCCGCUCGGCCAGAAGUACAGGUUCAGAGAGACAGACCUGCGGCUUAACCGAGAGAAAGGGAACAGUACUCCGAGUCCGUUCCUCCCAGUAUCUAACCCGGCUUUCUCUGUGAAGAAUUCCCAGCAGACAAAGAGAAACGCCCCUUCAGUGAGCAGCAGGACGACAAAGACCAAGAGGUGGAAAAGGGAGGAGCGAGUCAAACAGGCUGAGAAGACUCAACACAACCAUUUCGUAUGGUCCCGGUCUCAUUUCACCGUAAAGAACUUGAGCAUUUGCCUGUACAGUCACAGUGUGGACUUCCUUUUAAGCUGCAAGGAUCCUGCUAGCAAGGAAAGAGCCCUUUUGCGAAAAAUCGAGAGCGUGAGACCAAAAUUUGAGAGUCGAGACUCUGAUGUGCUCAGGCCUCCAUCUCCCACCGGUGUCAAACUGAUCAGAGGUGAGGAAGGACAAAAUGUCUCUAACGAUGUAUCGAGUAACACUGAUGGAUUGAACUUAAAACCCUUCACGUUAACCUCGGUUGGCGAUAAGGACCCUGAAAACGCUAAAGGACAGGAGGCGGAAACCACCGCCGUUAGAGGUGUUCAUCAGAUGGCCAUUUCUUCACGGACCAGGAAUAUGCUUCGCACCCGAUUCAGAUGCUCUGGAGCCUUUGAUCGAGGUAAACUCUGCCGCUUGAAUAAAAAGGCUGUCAAAAUGAUACGCCGGACACCGAAGCUGGGUGCAGGUGCUAGACGUCACGGUCAGUGUCGAAGAGGCGCUGUCAGAAAAGCUGGUCCGCAUAAGGCACUCUUAAACAAAACCCGACGAGAAACAAACAGCAAGUCAGUGCUGGUGAUCACAGAGGAGAAGCAGCAUAGCAUUGGGAAUUCUCACAAGACCAUGGCUGAUGGCGAGAAGCGCAUCGCUGUCUCCGGUGCUGCUAAGGAAGGGGAUUCGAGCUCCCCGAUUGCUUCUGAGAUCUCUGGGGAGCUGCAGAAAAAACACAUCCCUUCUGUUGUUUCUGGCAUGAUCAAUGUUACUACUUCCUUGACUCCUUUUUUCUCUGCUCACCUACCACCACCACCUCCAACAGCUUCAUCGUCGUCAUCAUCAUCAUCUUCUUCUCUCCCUUCAGGGUUGACGCGCUACAUACAAGUCAGUCUGGUCAGAGUGUCGAUCCCAGGAGAGCAAGCAGCUGUUCAGGCAGAUCAGGAAAGAGCAGACAGCCAAGAAAAUGCAGAUCCGACACCUCCUGCAGCUGUAGAGAAGCAGAUCUCAAAGUGCAAACGAAGCAAAGGUAUCUCAAAAAUUGGUGUUAAGAAAGGGGUAAGGGAGAUGUAUUUUACUUCAAGUGCAGACAGCUUUUUAAAGGUGACGUGUGAUAUAGAAAGUAGUGGGAAUACCAUAGAACAACCUCAUGCACAGGUGACGCCCAAGGGUAGCAAGAAAAAUAACGAUGAAAAACAGGAUAAGAAAGAAACCAGUAGUAAUGCUAAGGUUAACAGUAUGGUGUCUGAUUCUGUAUGUGUUGAGAAAUCUUUGGUAGAGGAUAAUGAAGAGGUGAGUAAUUUAAGGAAAAGAGGACAAGUGACGAAAGGUCAAACAAAGCAGAGUGAAACAGGUACAGCUGAAGAAAAGGAUGAGGAAAAGCGUGAAGGUAAGCAAGGUGAGGUAGCUGAGCAUAAAGAAGAUACUGUAGAAAAGAAAUCAGAUUUGUUGCAUUUUGGAAGCAAAACUGUUGUCAUGAAGGAGGCAAGAGUCCUUCUGUCUGACAUUUUAAAAAGCUUGAACAGUGACUUGGUUAAUCAAGGACUGGACAGUAAAGUGUACCAUGCUGUAGUCAGGAAUUCUCUGCGACAAGGUGAGUCUGAAUCAGUUAAACGGUUGAUAUCCCUUACUAAAACCCCAAAAUUGAAUUUUGAGCCACAGGAAAAGAAUCCUGCAGCCCAGCAUUGUGCACAAAUUUCAGAAGACUAUCAAGGUGGAAAAGUGGCAAAAAAAAAAGUUCCAGAAAUUAUUCCACCCUCCUUCGAGUCUCUGUCUCCUCUAAAAGGCGGUCUGGAUCACAGUUCCCAGAGCAGCAUCCCGUUAAAGAAACGGGUUUUUCGAGAAUCCCUCGAAACCGAUCCAGAUCAAGAUGCAAGCAUAACUACAACUACAGCAGAGUCUCCGUGUCCCAGUAAAAGUCUGGAGACCAAGCCAGAAAGUCUGCUGCCUGCGUCUCAAGGGAGCAAGACCAUUGAUAGUGGAGCUCAGAACCUGACUUUACAAUCAGGCUCGUUUUUCAAGGAUGAAGGGCUAGGCUCAAAAAAGGGCAGGCUGUGUAAAUCCUUAGUGGCCAAAAAGCUACAACAAAGAAAAUGUUUUCGAACUGUGCAGGUUAGACCAGCACAAGCUCCUAAUAAGAUAUUCAAAGAAAGAGGUAGUACAGGUAGCCAGUCGGCAGCAAAGACACCUGAAAUUGGAGUAAAUACGAAUAGAAAAUGCAAAAUGAAACCUGAGCUAGGAACCAGAGUGGAGUGCAUCGAUGCAGGGAAAGAAAGAGAUGAGGAUGUAAGAGAGGUCACCCAAAAUUUAGCAGAGCAGACGCAGGAAGAAGCAAAAUCCCAGGCCGAUGCCUUGUCCACUUUGGAAUCUAAGGUGAGUGAAGAUGAGCAGAACCUUAAUUUUAGAAUACGUCUCAAAAGGAAAAGGGGGAAGGAAUGGGAAAUGGAGAGUGAAUUCAAGGGGGAAAGGGCUGUCAUUGAAUCGCAGAAUUCAGAACCACGGGCUGAUGCCAUUGACCCCUUUAAAGCUAUUUUGGAUUCUGUCGCAAUCUUAAACUUGGAAAUGGAGCGGAUUCGGGGCCACGGAGAAGCAGACAAGAGCGUUGGCCUGGAGCAAGCCACUAAAGCUGUACAAGACGUUUUGGAACAUUGCCAAAAAGAAAGUACUUUCAAAUCCAGGAAAAGGCAUAAAAAGAUAUCUGGUGCUAGCAUCAACAAUGAAAAGCAUGCUAAUGGACAAGAAGCCUCUGUUCAAGGUAAAACGGACUUUCCUGAGGUGCUAGAACAACAGCUUGUAAAGCAUCUCAAAAUUGAAGCAGAUAACACGGACAUCAAACCUUUACCUCUGCUUCGGUUGCGCCGCCGGGCCGAGGGCAGAUGGGAGGUGGAUGGUGAGGAAGCUCAGAUACAAGAUGGAAACCCAGGACCGGGAACUUCUGUACUGAGGGACUCCCGAAUUCUGCCAUGCGUCUUUCCUGACAGGAUGCCGAUAGGAGAGAUGGCUUUCAGCAAAGUCAAAGAGGAAAACUUCUCUCCUUGCCAGCACCGGACAGCAGCUAGCAAGUGUGACAGGAUUAGAGAGCUCUCUAAAGGUGUGGUCACUUCAGAGCCUUCCCUCUUGUCCCUUUCUCCUUUGUCUCUGAACUCUCCAUAUCAUGAAGGACUAACGGAAAUAUCCCAUCUCACAAAAGUUAAAGAAACACUAGCACCAGAAAGAGUCGAGAAUCUCGAGAGCACAGAAUUGGGAGAAGUUUGCUUAAGUCACAACUUGCUUCAGAUCAACAAAAGCCUCUCUAAACUUCAAGCCAUGAGCCAACAGCAGCCAUCAUGUGCACCUGCUAACAUCUGUGCAACUACCUCCUGUCAGAUUCAGUCAAAACCUUUGUCUCCUCCCACCUCUCCUUUCACCACUGAAUGCACCUUUUCAAACUAUUCAGAAGACAUUUUAGAUUUUCACUGCUUGAAUCUUGACGGCUAUGAUCAAACACAAGCACAAAGCAGCCUCCAAAAUACACUGACUGACUACUGCUCUGGUGAACCACAUAACAAUGGAUCUUUUAGUAGCCCCUUUUCUCAAAGCCCAGCAGACGGAUGGAACCCAGAGACCCCUUACCUUGGUUCCCCAAGUCCGGGGAGUAACUUUAGUACUCCAGAAGACCUGAGUUUUCCUGAUCUUGGGCUUGCACGAUACGACACGCCAUCAUUGAACAGUGAGUUCUCUUCCAAAGAUAAAACAUUUUGUCCAGCAGCAAUGGGUUCAGCUGCUGUCAGAGAUUCGGAGAGGAAUGCAUUCUUUUCUGAGGGUACAUCAACAAAGCGAAAUGUGAUUUUUCAGUCCAAGGAAGAUUCUGCAACACCACUGAUUUGUGUGGCAGAUAAAACAUUAGGCAACCAGAGGGACUUAAUAAUAUUUAACACAUCCUCAAAUGCUAAGCAGACCAUUCCCCCUGCGGCUUGCUCACAGUCUCAGGAUAAAAUACAUUUCCUUGACAGCUCAAGGAAUUUGUCGAACCAGUCGGACUUUGGUAAAAUUCAAACUAAGGACAAAAAUAACCAGCCGCACAACUUUGUUAGCUCGACUACUAAAUCCCAGCCUACCGUCUUGAGUCAGUCUGUGCCAGGUUUAUACAAUGCUGGACUACAAAGCAACCCUGUUAAACCUUUCCACUCUGUUCAUACAGGAAGCAAAACCACCUCAUGCUCAGAGUUGGGGCCUCUCAACCUUGGCAAUACGGUUUUCCGUGGCUACGAAAAGAAGCCUGCGAUUUUUCAGAACUACAAUAGUUUGGUGAAAAUCGAAGGAGGUGGAUAUGGUCAGAAUGUUUGCAAAGGUUCUUCAGUAGGUGAGACUAAACUUUCUCUGAAAUGCCACGGCAGCAAGUCUGAACUUACCGACCCUGUUCCGGGGCCGUCAAGUUUACGUAAUCACAAGGAUUUAUCCCCGGAGUGUUCUCAAAGCGCAUAUAUGAGAUACUCUGAAACCUCAAGAAAAGAUACAAAGACUGUUCCAUCAAACAAAGGACUAUCAAAAGCACACCCGCAAAGCGAUCGGGUUUACCCAGUUUACUUUCUCAGUUCCAGCAAAACCACAACAAAUGCCAUCAAGAACAUGCCUGUUGAAAAGCCUCAAAACACAAGGGUUGGCAAUCUUGUCAAUCCUGACAUUCCUUCUACAUUUUUUCAUGCCACUCAGAGUCACAGCAUACUCAACAGCAAAAAUAUAAGACAGGAUAAACCCCAUGCCGUGGUAGCCCCAAGUCAGAGCUCUCAAAUCUCGGUUCCACUUGACAGAAAUCAGCUCUGUUUCUCACACUGUGAUCCCCUAGACGUCAACUUCAGCUCUUCGCUGUCCCCUGCCGUUUCCCAGCACAGCAGUCCACAAGUGAGCUACAGAGAUUCCGUCGGUCAGGAGGCUCCAGCGACCAAACCUCAGCCGUCCUCCUUCGUGUGCAAUCAGUCUGCUCACCCGUCUUACGUUGUGAACUUCACCGGUGAUCACUCGGUCACCCUGAACUACAACGACGGCGGGGAAUGUUUGAAUUACUCUUCGUCGGUGCCCACGAAUUACACAUACCAUUGCCUCAUGGAGCCUUCCGGAACCCAGGGAAGGCUUAUUGUAGAACCGUGCGGCCCUUCCACCAUCACGCAUUCUCCUUCUGUGGGCAGCUUUGCAGGCCCUAAAGGCCUGGCGGAGACGAGCAAGGACUCUCAGCAGCAUGGGCAGUCCGGAUGCCAUCCGGUCAUUUCCCAUCACUUCCCGUCAUCUCACUCGCAGAACACCUCCCUGACGGACCGCAAGCCCAAGAGACUCCGGCUGGUAGUUACUGAUGGUACAGUAGAUCUGGACCUUCAGUACACAGACUAAUGGUUGCUAAAUCGAUAUUUAUUAACGACAAUGCAAAUAUGUUUAUAUGUAAAAAGAAAAGACGUACUUUUAAAGUUGUGCUUAGCAUUUAUGAUUUACGAUAAGCUUUUUUUUGUGUUUAAAAAAACAUAUAUUUAAAACUUACUUCAUUGUCACCCAUGAUGAAUUAAUUGUGUAGUGUAUUUAUGUAUAAACUGUAGCAGUUUUCACAUAGUUCCAAUUGGCCACAUGAUGGAGGUAUUAUUCUGUCUUGUGGAUCGAAUUUUUUCAUACUCGUGUUUUAAACUGAGAAGUAGGGUCUACAGGAUAACCACAUUUUCAUGGUAACGGUGCACGAGAUGUAUGUUGGAGUGGCUCUGUUCAUCGAGGACCAAGACAGGGAGCAUGCGCUGUGUUUUUGUUUAAUUUUUUUUUAGUUCUCAUUUUCCUGCCAGGCUUAUAAGCAGUACUUGAUGGUAACUCUGAGGCAACCUGAUCUCCACCAGCUGCUCACGUUUACUACAAAAGGAGCCCUGUGGCUGUCUCUCUCCCCCCCAAUGCUGCUUUGACACUUGUUGUCAAACCCCACCCCAAUCUGGAGCACACACUGUAAACCUUUAUAACAUUCUUACUGGUCAGCUAACUGACUAGACUAACCUAAUUGAGUUGUUGUUGUUGUUCUUCCUCUUCUUUUUCUUUGUAAUGCAAACGAUUUGAAAACUCUGGUUAUGUUGAGGUGGUUUGUCUUCAAGAAUCGAGAGCGUUUGGGUUACAUCACGUAAAUUUUGAUGAUUCCUUGUAGUUGCGUGUUCACCCACAAAGCUAAUUUUUUCAUGAGUACUUUGGUCAGGAGGUACAAACACUUGACACUACUCGGUGCUUUUCUGAAAAGUUGAAUGUUUUUCAACUCCUGAAGGGCUGCUGUGACCACCGAGCGUAGACAAGAAGCGUUGGAUCACAUAUAAAACCUGCGCUGGUGGUUGACUGGGGUAAAACAAUCAAGUGUAAACGAAAUGUGCUCAUAUAUGUAUUAAUAAAACCUGCUCCAACUAUUUCAAUUACAAACAAGCCGGUCUAAAAGCUCAGUGGAAAAAAUAAACAAUCCUGGGCCAGAAAUGUUCUUGGUUUUGGCACAAUACAAGUAUAUCGGCAAAACUUCUUUGGAAGAGGGAUUUAAUUAGUGACGUUGGAACAUCUUGCGAACUGUGUUCCAUGUCGUUAAGUAUUACGCUUCAUUUCUGAAAAAAACUUAAAAAUGCUAAAAAAAAAUCCUGCAGGCUCGUCAAUUACUCGCCAUCCAAAAACAAAUGUGCUUCAUACUUUUGUCCUUUGUUGUAGUGGUAGUUUGGACAGUCCUUCUGCUGGAUAAAUUCUUGAAAUUUUUUUUUUUUUAAAUUGCGAUAUUGAUGGUACCUCGUGAGAGAUGGACGGAAACGUGGAAAUGUCUUUAUAACACAUCACCACUCGUGAUUAUACAGUCAUAAAAGGUGAAAACGUCUGCAUGGAUGUUUUGAAAACGCUGAUCUGGGAUCAGACCGUUUUUAAACAAGGGCGCUCAACACUACUUUUUAUUUUUUUUUUAUUUUUUUUUAAACUUCCUUUUGCAUGCUGUGUAUGGUAUUUAACCUCCUGUGUGUUAGAGACUGGAAGGCAUAAAUAUUUGUGAAGUUACAUUUUUCUACACAUUUCAUAUUUUGACAUGAAACCGAUGUUUGUGUGGUCGUGUUCAGAAUUUUUUUUUUUUUUUCCUCAGUGCACAAAAAAAGGCCAAUAUGAUAUUUAUAUUUAUUUCAAUAUGCUCCACACAUGGUGCUUUAAUAUAACUUAAUGUUUCGAUUGUACUGUAUACAAAAUGUAUUUUUUUGUUUGUUUGUUUUCCCCUCCUAAAUAUCUAGGACAUCAAUGAUUUUAAACGUGUUGGUUUUUUUUUGUUGUUUUUUUUCCUCUCUCUCUGCCCUAUAUGUCUCUACUGAAUAUCUUCUUUUUAGGAAGUUUGUAAGUAACAAGGUUAGAUUGUCUUAAUUACUAUUCCACUGUAAAGACAUGAAAAUGGUAUAAAUAAAAUGU
Molecule: messenger RNA, 10574 nt
Organism: Neoarius graeffei (lesser salmon catfish)
Lineage: Eukaryota; Metazoa; Chordata; Actinopteri; Siluriformes; Ariidae
Gene: kmt5c
Product: lysine methyltransferase 5C
Exons: 9
Coding region: 2145-8528 (2127 amino acids)
Cellular component (GO): nucleus
Molecular function (GO): protein binding; histone H4K20 methyltransferase activity
Source: RefSeq, a predicted model, not a curated record